Juglans regia (Persian walnut) is the source of this 549-nucleotide messenger RNA. RefSeq names its product protein RALF-like 33. The coding region runs from base 41 to 412 and encodes 123 amino acids. Lineage: Eukaryota; Viridiplantae; Streptophyta; Magnoliopsida; Fagales; Juglandaceae. The record is from RefSeq and is a predicted model, not a curated record. The transcript has a single exon.
AGGCAGAGAAGGCAAAUUAACAACGUUCAGCGACAAUAACAUGACAACAAUGGCCAAGUCUUCCUAUGUUCUUCUGAUCACCUUUUCCUUCUCCAUCACAGCUAUCAUCAUCUCAGCCUCCACCACCACCUUUGCAGACAUCACAAGCAUUGAUAACCGCUUGAGCUGGGUGCCGGAGCUAAGCUGCCAAGGUUCCAUCGCCGAGUGCAUGGCUGCAGACGAUGAACACGACAUGGAUACAGAGAUCAACAGGCGCAUCUUGGCCACCACCCAGACCAUAAGCUAUGGGGCUCUGCAAAGGAACACUGUGCCAUGCUCUCAAAGGGGUGCAUCCUACUACAACUGCCAGUCAAGUGCCGAGGCUAACCCCUACAGCCGUGGUUGCAGUGCCAUCACCCGUUGCCGCAGCUAAAAGCUAUUUUGUCUACUUUUUCUUUUCUAGAAAUGUUGUUCAUCAUCUCUUAAAUUUCUGAUAAAAUUUAAGAUGCAUAAUAACAUUGCUGUUUUCGGCCUUGUGUUGGGUGCUAGUUUGAUUUCAAACAAUAUGUG